UGAAAUAUUUUCACAGCCUGAGAUUCACCCUCACUCUGACCUAUUUCACCCUGCUUCACUCUGACCUAUUUCACUCUUACACUCUAAGACAAUUUCUAUGGUCAGCCUGACAAGAACACCAUUUAAAGUCCCUAUUGAGCUUGUUCUGCUAAAGCCAAUGAGGUUCUCCAUGUUGGCCUUGGGCCUGGAGACUAGGAAAAAAGUAAUAUUUGACUGAAGCCACCCGUUUUUAUUAACCCCUUCCCUGGGCUCUCUUCAGCCUUUGAUGAGGGGCAGAGCAUAAAGUGAUUUGAUCAGGACCAAAGGGUUGGGUUAAGCUCGACUGAAAUAAUGAGGGAAGUUUGAUCCUCUGGAGAGAUCAGAAGUUUGACAGUUUGUUCAAUGCAACAUGCAAGGAAGGGAAACCAAAAGACCCCUCCCCCAAAGACUAGCACUGUAGCUGGGGCUAGAGGUCAUAAAAACCACUGAGGUCAUAGAAGCCUCCCUCUCUUAUUCUGUCUCCCCACUGCCAUAUAGUCCCCCGCCCCAGCUGCCUCCCACAUAUGCACACACUUACAUAAAAAGGUUGGGAAGGGCCAGACACCAUCUGGGAGCACUUAGGUACCAAAAGGGGUAAUGUGGGUGGAGGCAAUGAUUGCUCAGGAUGUAGAAUGCAUAGUAGUAUUCCUAGUGCUAGGAAUUGUAGGUGGGAAGAGGGGGGAGAGAAACAUGGAAGAGGGGGUUUGUUCCUGUUGCUGAUUCAGAUUUAACCCCAAUCCUUCUUACUUCCCAGUCCUCCUUUCCCCCCUUCCACACCCUCCCCUCAAUCUCUCCCCCAAGUGUCCUCCCUCACCUCCAAUUGAUCAUGGCAUCAGAAGCUGAAAAAACAUUCCAUAAGUUUGCUGUCUUCGGAGAAUCAUCAAGCAGUGGCGCUGAAAUUAACAACAAAAACUUCUCCAAGCUGUGCAAAGACUGUGGCAUCAUGGACGGCAAGUUGGUCACUUCCACUGAUGUGGACAUCGUGUUCAGCAAAGUCAAGGACAAGGUUGCCCGAACCAUCACAUUUCUACAGUUCCAGGAAGCAAUGAAGGAACUGGGCCAGAAGCGGUUCAAGGAGAAGAACCCAGACGAAAACCUGGAGAACAUUUACAAACUCAUGGAAGGCAAGGAUCCAGCUACCUCUGGUGUCACUAAAGCAACAACCGUGGGCGGAGUGAGCCGGCUGACGGACACCAGCAAGUACACUGGCAGCCACAAGGAGCGCUUUGAUGAGAGUGGCAAGGGCAAAGGCAUAGCAGGACGGGAAGAGAUGAGCGAAAACUCAGGCUAUGUGAGUGGCUACAAGGGUGCUGGCACCUAUGAUAAGAAGAUGGACAGUAAGUAGGGAGUAGCCUCAUCUUAGCCUGCCAGCCCUUGAUUCAACAUCGUUAAUACUGGGGAGCUCAAGAAACAAUAAAUAUCUGUGUG
Molecule: messenger RNA, 1446 nt
Organism: Pipistrellus kuhlii (Kuhl's pipistrelle)
Lineage: Eukaryota; Metazoa; Chordata; Mammalia; Chiroptera; Vespertilionidae
Gene: TPPP2
Product: tubulin polymerization promoting protein family member 2
Exons: 3
Coding region: 845-1363 (172 amino acids)
Biological process (GO): microtubule bundle formation; positive regulation of protein polymerization; microtubule polymerization
Cellular component (GO): microtubule
Molecular function (GO): tubulin binding
Source: RefSeq, a predicted model, not a curated record